AAGUAGGACGUUGAACUCGAGAUUGCAUUUAUCAGAAGAGUCUGAAUAUGGCGGCAAUCGAGUUUCAUCAUCCGUAUGAGCCGUAUGACAUUCAGAAGCAAUUCAUGACCGCACUAUAUGCUUGCAUAGAGGAAGGAAAAGUUGGCAUUUUCGAGUCUCCGACAGGUAAGGGCAAGUCUCUCAGUCUUAUCUGUGGAUCUCUUACAUGGCUGAGGGGUGAAAAGAAGAAGACAUUCGAGACCGGGGUAUCGUCUGUCGAGUUCGAUGAAGAUGAGCCAGAAUGGGUAAGGGAGCACGCACAGAAGCAAAGACGGACCGAGGCAACCCAACGGCACAAGGAGCUCGAAGAAAAGCUUUCGAGAAUUCGCGAGAAGGAAAGAUCUAUUCGUGAGCAGUAUGAGAAUGCUGAGCCUUAUACCAAACGUCGAAAACUUGACCAGGGGGCAAGUGAUACAUUGGGUGAGGACCAAUUUCUCUUACAGGACUACGAUAGCGACGAAGACUCCUGGCAAAAACCUAGAGCUGCUGCUACGAAUGGAAUCAGUGCUGAGAAUGCCGCUUUAAUGUCAGCCCUAGGCCUAAACUCUGGCAUUGAAGACGCAGCUGAAAUCGAGGACGAAAUGAAGAUUUUUUUCUGUUCCAGAACCCAUUCCCAACUUACUCAAUUUGCAAAAGAGCUAAGUCGCGUUAGUAUGCCGCCUGCAAUUGCUGUCGCAAAGAACGUAGACGACCCAGCCGAGGAUGUAUGCGAGAGCUUCAAACACAUCACACUCGGAUCAAGGAAAAAUUUAUGUAUCAACCCAAAAGUAAAUAAGCUUGGGAAUGCUACUGCGAUCAACGAACGAUGCAUGGAAUUACAGCAGCCGAGCACAGCAGCCACAAGUAAAUGUCCUUUCGUCCCAACGAAGGAAACUGAGGCCGUUGUACAAAACUUUCGCGACCAUGCUCUUGCCACCAUCAGAGACAUUGAAGAUCUUGGAAAUAUGGGAAGGAAAUUUGGUAUCUGUCCAUACUACGCGUCAAGAUCUGCUGUGAAGCCCAGCGAGAUUGUGACAUUGCCUUACCCUCUCCUGUUACAGCGCUCCGCGCGCGAAGCCCUUGAUCUGUCGCUCAAAGGUCACGUUGUAAUCAUAGAUGAAGCCCAUAAUCUCAUCGACAGCAUCACUGGCAUUCACAGUGCAUCAGUCUCGUUGUCUCAACUCGCCAAAGCACGAGAACAACUCAUGGUUUAUCUACAGAAGUUCAAGAAUCGACUGAAGGGCAAGAAUCGUACAUAUGUUGCGCAAACAGUCAGGCUGCUUGAUUCGCUCAUAGCGUGUCUGAAGAAAUUAGUGGAAACUCCUGGUUCUCAUGAAGGAACUGUGGAUGUCCAGACCAUGAUGACUGGGAAAGGCGCUGAUCAGAUCAAUAUUUACAAGCUGGACAAAUACCUGCAAGAAAGCAAGCUCGCCAGGAAAGUAGAUGGUUAUAUUGCCCAUGAAGAUACUACAGCAAGACCCAUGAAAGGUCCAUCGAAACCAGCUGCCGCACAGAGUGCGAAAACGACCCCUGUUCUCAUGCAAGUCCAGAGCUUUCUGCUUACCUUGGUGAACCCAUCGUCAGAAGGGCAAUUCUUCUAUUCCAAGGAACAAGACGGCGAGGCGCAGCUCAAGUACCUCCUACUUGAUCCGACCCAUCACUUUAAGGAAGUCGUAGAAGAGGCUAGAUCGGUUAUCCUAGUCGGUGGAACGAUGUCCCCUAUGAGUGAUUUUACCCAGCACUUAUUCUCAUAUGUUCCUCCCUCUCGGAUCACGACACUCUCCUGUGGACAUGUCAUUCCUGCCUCGAACCUGCUUGCACUGCCCAUAGUUCAGGGAUCCUCUGGCGCUUCGUUCGAUUUCACGUAUGAGAAGCGAAACUCAAGUGGCAUGAUUCAAGACCUAGGUCUCACAAUAAAGUCACUCAUUGAACAUAUACCAGACGGUGUAGUAGUCUUCUUCCCAAGCUACACUUAUCUCGACAGCUGCGUAACCCAAUGGAAAAAGUCUUCCUCACUCGGUUCAAAAUCAAUAUGGGACGCUCUGCAAAGCACGAAACCAAUCUAUCUCGAAUCCCGCAGCCAACACGCAACAGUACUACCUCCAAGCUCUCCGAAAUCCAAGACCUCCAAGGCCGCCUCUGCCACAACAGAAACCGUCCUUGCAGCCUACACCUCCAAAAUAUUCUCCUCGGCCUCCUCCCGUGGCGCGCUUCUCCUUGCCGUCAUCGGCGGCUCCCUCAGCGAAGGCAUAAACUUCUCCGACCGAUUGGGCCGCGGCGUACUCGUUGUCGGACUACCCUUUCCUAAUUCCCAGACCGCAGAGUGGAAAGCCAAGCUGGAAUAUGUGUCGAAGACUGCAUCUUCCCGUGGGCAAAGUGGGAAGGAUGCUGCGCGAGAGUACUAUGAGAAUGCAUGUAUGCGGGCAGUGAACCAGAGCGUUGGGAGAGCGAUUAGACAUAAAGGCGAUUACGCGGCUAUCAUGAUGCUGGAUCGCAGGUACGGGACGAAGCGAAUCCAGGAGAAACUGCCCGGGUGGAUUCGAGGUGGGAUCAAGAGCGAGAUGAGGGUUGGGGAGGUCUGUGGGGUGUUGGCAAAGUUCUUCGAAGAGAAGGAGUGUGGGCGUGUGAAUUAACGUGGCUAUCUUG
Molecule: messenger RNA, 2664 nt
Organism: Pseudovirgaria hyperparasitica
Lineage: Eukaryota; Fungi; Ascomycota; Dothideomycetes; Acrospermales; Acrospermaceae
Product: ATP-dependent RNA helicase-like protein chl1
Exons: 5
Coding region: 48-2651 (867 amino acids)
Biological process (GO): nucleobase-containing compound metabolic process; establishment of sister chromatid cohesion
Cellular component (GO): nucleus
Molecular function (GO): DNA binding; hydrolase activity, acting on acid anhydrides, in phosphorus-containing anhydrides; DNA helicase activity
Source: RefSeq, a predicted model, not a curated record